AUGGCAUUGCAUCCCGCAGAGGUUGCCAAACACAACAACGCCAACUCCUGUUGGCUCAUCAUUCAUGCAGACUUUCUUCCAAAUCAUCCUGGAGGAAAGAAGGUGAUCCUGAAAAAUGCGGGCAAAGAUUCUACUGUAGACUUCGAUCUGAUCCACUCGAAUGACGUUCUCGAUAAGUGGCUGGAGCCAUCCAAGCAUCUGGGUGAUAUCGAUACUAGCGUAGCAGGCAUGUCCGCGAAUGGCACCACCGAGUCCAAAGAACUGGAACAAAGUCAAGGGACUCUGAUAACCCAACAGGCAAUGAAGAAAUCUUCUUGGAACUACUAUUCCACUGGAGCCGAGGACGAGUUUACCAUCAAGGAGAAUAUCGCAGCAUUCCAGCGCAUACGGUUCCGGCCAAAGGUUCUCGUCAACGUUGAGCAUGUGGAUAUUUCCACAACUAUGCUAGGAGCACAUGUAUCCGCUCCAAUCUACAUAACAGCCACCGCACACGCCAAGAUUGGAGACCCAGACGGCGAAGUGACGUUGACGAGAGCAAGCAACAAACACGAUAUCAUCCAAAUGAUACCACUAUACUCAUCAUGUCCCCUCGACGAUAUCACGAAUGCCAGGGAGCCGAACCGGACUCAAUGGUAUCAGAUUUAUGUCAAGAAGGACCGAAAUGUGACACGGAAGGCUGUCGAGGCGGCUGAGGCACGAGGCUGUAAGGCUUUAUGUAUCACUGUCGAUAAUCCGCAUCUUGGAAGCCGCGAAAAGGUCCUGCGUUCGCAACAGAGUGAAUCUGAAGACGACGAAUUUGAGGAUGCACCAGCAACGGAGCUGGAUCCGUCUCUCAUAAUGAACUCAACUCUGUCUUGGGAUGAUAUUCCGUGGUUUCAAUGCAUCACUAACAUGCCUAUUGUCCUCAAAGGUGUACAACGAGUUGAAGACAUCAUCAAGGCAGCAGAAUAUGGCGUCCAGGCUGUGAUUCUCUCUAACCAUGGUGGACGACAACUUGAUUAUUCCGAGGCUCCAAUUGAGGUCCUUGCAGAGGCUAUGCCUAUCUUAAGAGAACGAGGCCUUGAGAGCAAAAUUGAGGUGUAUAUUGACGGCGGCGUUCGUCGUGGCUCCGAUGUUUUAAAGGCUUUGUGUCUUGGGGCUCGAGGUGUUGGCAUUGGUCGGCCAUUUCUCUACGCGAUGGCUGCCUAUGGACAGAAAGGGCUAGAGAAAGCGAUUCGAAUUUACAAAGAUGAACUUGAAAGGAAUAUGCGACUGCUUGGGUGCACAUCAAUUGAUCAGCUUCAUCCAGGGCUGGUCAAGGUGCUCGGUGAUAUUCGGGAAAGGCUAUAA
Fusarium subglutinans is the source of this 1329-nucleotide messenger RNA. Its product is annotated as L-lactate dehydrogenase (cytochrome). Gene Ontology annotation, biological process: lactate metabolic process. The transcript is spliced from 6 exons. Lineage: Eukaryota; Fungi; Ascomycota; Sordariomycetes; Hypocreales; Nectriaceae. The record is from RefSeq and is a predicted model, not a curated record. Bases 1 to 1329 code for a protein of 442 amino acids. Gene Ontology annotation, molecular function: heme binding; L-lactate dehydrogenase (cytochrome) activity.